Molecule: messenger RNA, 2124 nt
Organism: Didymosphaeria variabile
Lineage: Eukaryota; Fungi; Ascomycota; Dothideomycetes; Pleosporales; Didymosphaeriaceae
Exons: 4
Coding region: 1-2124 (707 amino acids)
Source: RefSeq, a predicted model, not a curated record
AUGACGGUCCCCAGCAUCGGGGACAUCUUGUUGCUGUCCCAGACAGCCUGGAAGGUAGGGCGUGCCUUCACUGCGGGCCGGACCCACGCACCCGUCGAGUUCCAGGACGUCGAGCUUGAGAUCAAUGCCCUCGCCAAAGCCCUGAAGCUGCUCGCCGAGGCUUUCUUCGCCGACUCCGACGACAGCCUGCUGAAGCAAGCAGAUGCCAGGACCCAGCAUGGACUGGCCACCAUCGUCAAUUCGUGUUCGCGAGCAGUCCACGAUCUGGAGUCUCUGCUGGACCAGUACCAGGUCGUCAAGAAAACUCGCAACUCGGGCGGAUUUGCCGUCGAGAGAUCAUGGAGCGACAUGGUACUUACCCAAUACAAGACAAUGAUGUGGACCACAGACGGUGGUAACCUACAGAAUCUGCGAUAUCUUCUCCAAAUGCACGCAAAUACCAUCACCCUCACCAUGCGUGCAUUGCAGAGCAAAUCAAUAACCCAACUUGAAAGCGUCGUCAACCCGAUUGCUGAGCAAGUGGACAGUAUUCAGCACCGAACACGUACCCUCAGCCAGCAACUAGAUGAAGCCAAUCGCAUCGUCAAAGAUAUUGCGAGUCGGUCGCACUUUCCACCAACGCCGAAUACCAUGGCCAGCUCGCCAGGCACCGUGCCACUCCAACCAUCCCAGAUUUCCCAAGAUCGCUAUUCAGCGACAGACUUCUUCCCUACACGGCAGAGCUCAAAGAUCAGCCGUCCGCAAUCUCCACCGCCCUCUUUUGGUUCCCCAGAGCUAUCCGCACCUUCCUCGCCGCCUAGAUCUACGCUACCUUCACCACAGGCGACUCGCAAGCGCAUCUCAGAGUUCAGUGUCGGUGGACCUGGGUCACGGUAUUCUGGUAGUGUAGCGUCUUCAGAAGAAGAUUUCAGCCACGAAUCCAAGACACCACUCCGAUAUGCUUAUUUGUCACGGCAACCUUCCACGAAAGCACCCAGCUUCGCCAAAUCGGUAGCAAAUCGAGAGGCGCGCUCCAGACCAGACUCUGGGGUGCUCUCGCCAAUGCUCCCACCACCUGCUAUGACACUUCCCCCUCUGCCUGAUACCGAUGCUGGUGCUGAAACUGCCUCUUUGAUGUCAGGGCUAAGCCUCGGUCAACAAACCCAGUCUGCACGAUCAGAAAUCAAGCAAUUGCAUCGAAGCUCCAUGACAUUGGUUCAGAAAGAACAAUUCGAGAAAGUGGCGUUCCGGAACGCGGCUAUUCUAUGCGACGUCCGCGGCACCACUGUCGAAUAUGCGCAGAAAGUGUCGGCUGACGAGGGAUCCCAUGAUGUCGAAAUGGUGGAGGCUUGCCUGGAGUGUCGCAUAGCGGUGGUGCGCAAGCGCGAGGCGAUGGCAGACGCAAAACACGACAUCCGCAUGAUGACUUCAAUAUGGGUGUUCAGCGAUGACAACACCGUUAGGCUAGAGCUCAAGAUGGUGGACGGCGAGAUGUACGUCCCGUACUCGAGCUAUUUCAGUCCCGAGAAGGUCUCCGUCACCGUACCAUGCGAGCUCAAAUUCCACGAUGUGAAGUACGGGCAGCGUGUGCUUCGGACCGCGAAGACAACAUGGAUCAACUACAUUUUCGAGUCCGCACAUAGCGCCGCACUUUUCCAGAACGAACUCAUGGGCCGCACUCUCCUCGCUACAUACCGCACCUCCAAAACCCUGCGUAUCCACGAAGGUCUCUCCGGCGCUUUCUCCUACGCCGAGCAAAUGUGCGGCAUGGAGAACCUGCGCAUUUGGGAGGACAACGACACCCUCGCCGUCAUUGCUCUUAUCCACUUCAGUCCGCAGUUCCGCAACGGCUACUUGGCAUUCUAUCUCAAUUCCGCCAACACGCCUAUCCGUGUCAAAGACGAUGGCGGUCGCGAAGUGAAGGUGAAAGGGCUGCGGGUGCCGUUGGAGGGCAAGGGCAAUGGCAGGAAAGAUAGCGUCAUCGCGGAGGGAAAGAGCAGGGGUGAGGGUGUUGAUAAGAAGAAGAUGGUAACUGGUGCACGGAUCGAGUUCGCGAGCGAGGCAGAGAAGAGGGAUUUUCUAGGAUUGGUAUGGGAAGUGCAGAAGGAGAUGAGGGAUUUGCCAGGGCUGGCGGGUGUGAAUUAG